Verticillium alfalfae VaMs.102 is the source of this 2157-nucleotide messenger RNA. RefSeq lists its product as hypothetical. The transcript is spliced from 3 exons. Lineage: Eukaryota; Fungi; Ascomycota; Sordariomycetes; Glomerellales; Plectosphaerellaceae. Gene Ontology annotation, molecular function: transferase activity, transferring phosphorus-containing groups; protein binding. Gene Ontology annotation, biological process: phosphorylation; phosphorelay signal transduction system. Bases 1 to 2157 code for a protein of 718 amino acids. The record is from RefSeq and is a predicted model, not a curated record.
AUGUCUCUUGCCUGCACCGUGCUGUUGCAAGAGGAAAGACGGCGUGGCCGGACUGCUGCCGAGCAAGCGGCCUAUGAUCACGCCAUGCUCAAAGAGAAGUUGGCGUAUCAGAUGAAGGAGACAAUCGAAUACACAAGGCUGUUCCAGACGGUGUCUGAGUUCAUACCCAACGGUUUCUCAAUCGGUGAUCACCAAGGCAAUAUCACCUUUGCCAACCGACUUUGGUAUCGCAUCACGGGGUAUCCAGAGGGACCCGUUUCAAACGCUGGCUUUCUCGCCUGUGUGCUAGAGGAAGACCGCCCUAAGAUACGAGAAGCGUAUGAACGACUGAAAAGCAGAGAUGAGGUUGACUUUGAAUUCCGCAUACGAGAGGCUGAUCACAAGGAGGAGCCAAUGCGGGUGCAAUCGCCAUUCGAGAACGCCGGGCUUGAUUUGGCAGCGGCGGCGCAAGACAGAACAGAAAGACACGUCAUGGCCCAGGCAAAGGCCGAGCGUGCGGGUGAUGGCACCAUUAUUCGAACGUUUACUUGCCUCACUGACGUCACUGCCCACAAGAAGGUAGCCGACGAAGCCAUCAUGCGAGCACAGCAGGCAGGCAACCUCAAACGCAUGGCUGAGCUUGCUACAGUCGGCAUGUUUGACAUGGACAUGAGUGGUCGCUUGCUCGGUGCCAACAAUGUCUUUUUUGAACUCUGCGGGCUUGCCAAGGUCAACCCCCUGAAGGUUGUGGUUCGACCAUGGAGCACUUGCGUUGUGGAAGAGGACCUGCCGAUUCUGUCCGAGAGCUUGGCACGUCUCAGUCGGGAUGCCAAACCACAAGUAGCCGAGAUUAGGCUCAAGACUACCUGGAUCGCCCAGGACGUGGCGGGCAAUAGUAUCACUGCGCCGCGCGCCAUCAUCCAUUGUUCUGAUGCCAUCAUUGCAUCAUUGGCCAAGGGCCAGGAGCUCUUGGAGCAUGGGCCCCGAAGCCCUCGAAGCCCGCGGUCAGCCUCCUCUGCCACAGAUUCGCAUGGCGAUGGGCAAGUUGAUCUCUCUCAACUGAUUGCCGACAGUAUCGACAAUGCAGAGACGAUCGUAGCGUGCGCCCAGCACCAGAAACGCAUUGUGGAUGAUAUUCUCACCAUGUCCAAGUUGGAUUCCAAGUUGUUGGCUGUCACGCCUUGCACAGAUUCCGAGUACGAGCAGCCGGCAUUGGAAGGGCGAGAUAAUCCGGUUUACUUGAUCUUCGAGGUCAAGGAUACGGGCCAGGGCUUGUCAGCGGCAGAAAAGGCCAAUCUUUUCAACAGAUUCGUGCAGGCCAGCUCGCGGACGCACGUCAAGUACGGAGGCUCAGGCCUCGGGCUCUUCAUCUCGCGCCGGCUGACAGAGCUGCAAAGGGGCGCUAUCGGUGUGUCGAGCUUGCCGGGUGUAGGAUCAACAUUUGCCUUUUACAUAGAGGCAUACGUCCCAACGGAAGAGGCUAGGCAGGAGGCCGAGUUCGCGACGGACGCCGCGAGGACCAGUCCUCUGAUCUUCGGCACACCGAGCCCCGGACAGUCUGCAGCGGGACAUGGGGCGACGAAAGGGCGGACGCCGUCUGUAACCCAACGGCCCAAGCGACAGGUGGGCAAUCAACGCGACCGUCGGCUUGACGGAAUCUUGGUUGUGGAGGACAACCUAAUCAACCAGCAGAUCACACGGCGCGGGCUACACGACCGGGGGUUCAGAGUGGACGUUGCCAACCACGGGCUCGAGGCGCUCGAGAAACUAGCAGAGUCAGUUGCGCAGAGGAGGGUGCAGGAGAGGCGAGAAGAGGCGGGCGACGGUGAAGUUGCGGUCAAGACGACAACGACGGCAGAGGCAGGAAGCGUGCCCCUGGUCAUCAACCUCAUCCUGAUGGACAUUGAGAUGCCCAUUCAGGACGGACUGACGUGCACGCGACAUAUUCGUGCGAUGGAAAAGGAAGGCAAGUUGUUUUGCGGCGAUGACGGGGGCCGGAUUCCCAUCAUCGCGGUCAGCGCCAAUGCGCGGCCGGAACAGAUGCAGCAGGCGCGCGAGGCAGGCUGCGACGACGUGCUGGUCAAGCCAUAUCGGAUGCCGGAGCUCAUUGAGAAGAUGCACGUCGUAGUACGGCGGGUACGGGCGUUGAGCUCCGCGGCGGCUGUACGGCAAGGAUAG